AAGGAGAGCGAGGAUGGAGAAUAGUAAGUUUAAUCCUGAGAAAGUUGGGCGCAAAUCCGGAGAGUAUCACCCCUCACUUUGGGGUGAUUAUUUUAUUACCAAUAAUCCAACAUUUUAUGCGAAACAGAAAUCUAAAUCAUGGAUGAAGCAGAGAGCAGAAGAGUUGAAGGACGAAGUAAAGAAAAAGCUGCAUACUACUAGUGAUUUGCAUGAAAGUAUGAGUUUGAUAGAUGCAAUCCAACACCUCGGAAUAGAUUAUCACUUCACAAAGGAGAUCGACGAGGCACUGGAUCACCUCUACAAUACCGAGUUAAAAAGCUUUGCUCUUCACGAAGUUGCUCUCCGUUUUCGAUUGCUUAGACAACAAGGAUUUCCAAUUAUUGUUACACAUUUGGUUGAUGCUUUUGGAUCAUCCUACUCUAUCAAUAAUCACAAUUGGAGUGUUUACACAGAUGAGUUUAACAAGUUCAAAGAUGACAAGGGAAAUUUCGCCAAAACCUUAAGUAAUGAUCCAAGGGGCUUGUUGAGUCUCUAUAAUGCGGCUUAUCUCGGAAUUCAUGUCGAGAAGAUACUCGACGAAGCGAUUUCAUUUUCAAGAAUUCACUUGGAAUCUAAAGCAAAGGACUUGAAACCUCCACUAGCAAACGAAGUAUCGCGCGCUCUUGUGACACCGUUGCAAAGGAGAUUGAAGAGACUUGAGGCAAGGUAUUACAUAUCCGACUAUGAGAUGGAGGAUAAACGCGACGAUGCUAUCCUUGAGCUUGCGAAGUUAGACUUCAAUUUGGUGCAGUCCCUUCAUUGUGAGGAGCUCAAGAAUAUCUCCAUAUGGUGGAAUGAUUUAGGACUCAAAGAUAAACUAUGUUAUCUGCGGGACAGAAUAGUCGAACUCUACUUUUGGAUUUCAGGAGUAUGUUUCGAGCCCGAUUAUUCUCAUGCACGCAUGAUAGCAACAAAGGUGAUAGUACUCACAUGCAUUUUAGAUGAUACUUAUGAUGUCUACGCCACUUUGGAGGAGUGUCGAGCGCUUACCGAUGCAAUACAGAGCAUGCCUAUAUAUAUAAUUAUUAAAGAUGACUUUAGAAUGGAAAAAUAUAAAGAUAGUUUACUGAAAAUACUAGUACAUCUGACAAUUGAAGGAUUAUGUAUGUUUUAUUUUACUAAUAAGUCCCGAAUGAAAGAGGCAUCUAUAUGCAGGUGGGAUAUGGAGGCUAUUGAUCAGCUACCUACAUAUUUAAAAGAUUACUUCCACAAAUUAAUCAGCACCUUCGAAGAAUUCGAGGAUGAGCUUGCACUUGAAGACAAGUACCGCGUUUCUUAUCUUAGGGAAAUGGUAAUUUUUUUCAUCUCUCUUUUAUUGUUUUCGCGGUUUCAGUACAAAAGUGUGGCAAAAGUUUAUCACAAUGAGACCGAAUGGUAUGCGCAUGAUUACACACCGACAUUCGAAGAACAUUUGCAAACUUCGAUAAUUUCCACGGCUUAUCCAAUGUUGAUUUGUGCCUGCUUCGUCGGCAUGGGUAAUGUUGCAACAAAGGAGGCAUUUGAGUGGGUUCUUAGCAUACCAGAAGCAGUUAGAGCUUCAGCCCUUGUAUCUCGACUUAUGGAUGACAUCACUUCAUCUGAGGUAACAAAUCAAAUCUCUCUCUCUCUCAUUUCUCAAUCUCUCCCGAUCUUACGGAUGGUAAGCCCUAAUCAAUUAUUCUAAAAUUACAUACUGAUAAAAAGAACACAUUCAUCAUAAGCUUCAACCUGAUUCAUCCCAUUGGGACGUUAAGUCUGCUAUUGGGCUUCUCGUCGUUAGGUUUAUUGCAUGACUGACCGUUCCUAGAGCAAGUGGCAAAGGGCUUGAUGGUUGGUACCCGAGACCCAAGUUCGAAUCCCAGUUGAUUCACAUUUCUAGCUAAGUUUA
Molecule: messenger RNA, 1906 nt
Organism: Ananas comosus (pineapple)
Lineage: Eukaryota; Viridiplantae; Streptophyta; Magnoliopsida; Poales; Bromeliaceae
Product: alpha-humulene synthase-like
Exons: 7
Coding region: 14-1702 (562 amino acids)
Biological process (GO): diterpenoid biosynthetic process
Molecular function (GO): terpene synthase activity; magnesium ion binding
Source: RefSeq, a predicted model, not a curated record